UCUCCCUUUUAGCCAAUUUAGACUCACCUGGACCCAGUCAGAGCUCUGCAUCCCGGGGAGCAGACAGGUCUGGUGUGUUGGAGAGAAAGGAUGGCGUUUGCUGCUCUAGGAGACGAGCUGAGCUGCUCCAUCUGCCUGAACCUUUAUACGGAGCCGGUGUCACUGAGAUGUGGACACAACUUCUGCCGGGAUUGUAUUGUGACUUCUCUGGAUACACAGGAGGGGUCCGGAGUUUAUUCCUGUCCGGAGUGCAGAGAGGAGUAUGUAGAGCGCCCCACUCUGGAGAAGAACAGGAAGUUGUGUAACAUUGUGGAGAACUUCAGAUCUACACAACAAAAGGAGGAGAAAAGUGAGAUCCUCUGUACGUAUUGUGUGGAUUCUCCAGUGGGAGCCGUCAAGACUUGUCUACAUUGUGAGACUUCUAUGUGUGAUAAACACCUGACAGCCCACAACAAGGCAGUGGAGCAUGUGUUGGUGGAACCGACUUCAUCCUUCAGUAAUAAAAAAUGCUCCAUCCACAAGAAGCUUCUGGAGUAUUACUGCUCCGAGGACGCAGUCUGUCUAUGUGUGUCCUGCUGUCUGGUGGGGGAACAUAAAGGACAUGAAGUGGAACUUCUAGAAGAGGCUUUGGGGAAGAAGAAGAAGAAGGAGAAAGUAAAUGUUCUGGAAAAUAUGAUUACAAAGAGAAAGAUUGCUGAAAAGGAAAUUCAUAAUCUACAGGAACACAAGAGGAAAACUCAAGAAAAAGCCGAUGAUGAGAAGAAGAGAGUCACUGACCUGUAUGAGGAAAUCAGGAGACAGCUGGAGGUCCAGGAACAGCGAGUCCUGAGUGAGAUCUCCAGACAGGUAGAGGAGGUCUCACAAUCCGUCAAUGAUCUCCUCAAACAGUUGGAGAUUCAGAAGGACGAAUUGUGCAGGAAAAUUGGUCACGUUGAGAAGUUGUGUAACAUGACCGAUAAUGACCCAAUAAGUGUCCUACAAGAUCAUAAAUCGGAUAUGGAAGAAGUCCUUCAAGAUCAGAAAUCGGACACAGGUGACCAGAAUGUGGAGGAAUCUUAUGUUUGUGAUCUGGAUGAUUUUAUGAUCUCUCUUGUGUUGCACAGAUCUAUAACUGAUCUUAUCACUAAUAUGCAAUUACAAACCAAAUUCAAUACACAAGAUGCAACCAAUCUACUAUUGGAUAUAAAAACUGCCAGUAACCUUGUGGCUUUAUCUGAUGACCUGAGGACAGCUUUGCACUCUGAAACAUAUACGUUUAGACCAUCAUUACCACAAAGAUUUACAGAGUACCCUCAGGUGAUGAGUGUGGAAAGCUUUUCCCAUGGGAGACAUUACUGGGAAGUAGAGGUGGGUGGCUGUGGGGGAUGGGAUGUGGGUGUUUGCUAUCCCAGUAUAAAGAGAUGUGGAGAGCAGUCUGGUUUUGGGUGUAAUAAGAAGUCUUGGUGUUUCUGCACAACUGAAGAUAAACCCGUGUCUCUCGAAGAAUUGCGGAGUCAGCCGGUUUACCCCGAGCCUCCUGUACAGAGAUUGGGAAUAUAUUUGGAUUAUGAAGGUGGCCGUCUUUCCUACUACCAGUUGAGUGACCCCAUCAGACACCUCCACACCUUCAGAGCCACCUUCACCGAACCCCUCCAUGCUGCUUUCUAUAUUGAUGAUGGAGCCUGGGCAAAGGUUGCAUCUCCAGUGUUUUCUAUAAAACCAUAAUUUUGCAACAUAUAUGUUUUUUUUUUGUGUUUUUUAUUUUUUUUCCUAUAAUUAAUUUUUUUUGUCAUGGAUACAAAUCACAAGAGGGUGAUCUCAUCUUGGAAAUAGACUAAGUGGGACAAUUCAAGGAAGCACUAAUUAAAGAACAUAAACCAGUGUUACGCAAAAGAGGUCCUGACACCAUUCAGAAUGAUAUGUGUUCAUAUCCCCUUCUGUGAAUUUUUUAUCUGAUCUCUAGUUUUUCUGGGAUAAUAAAGCGGUACCUAGAGGAGCUGCACAAUUAUUCAUCAAGAAUCACAAUUUCUUUUUUUUUUUUUAUUUCCCCCGAUCUUUCAUUUCCGAGAAUUCUCACUGCUCUGCUGAAACCACAGCCGUAAAAUCCAGGCAGUCUGCCAAGUAUCACAACAUUCUUUAUCAGUGUUAAGUCUAAACAUUGUAACAAAUUGUCCUUU
Molecule: messenger RNA, 2156 nt
Organism: Rana temporaria (common frog)
Lineage: Eukaryota; Metazoa; Chordata; Amphibia; Anura; Ranidae
Product: E3 ubiquitin/ISG15 ligase TRIM25-like
Exons: 2
Coding region: 91-1704 (537 amino acids)
Molecular function (GO): protein binding; zinc ion binding
Source: RefSeq, a predicted model, not a curated record